AUGGCUCCAUUUACAUUUACACUCUUUGCACCCUAUAAUAAACAAGCAGGUUUGAGAUUAAAAAAUGCAAAUGUUCGAAUGUUUGGUGUUGAUAUUCUUAUGGAAAAAGAUGAAACUGAUGGAUAUUUUCGAGCAACUGUAGAUUUAGCUGAUGGUAUAUUUCAUUAUCAAUUUAAAAUUGUAACAAAAUCUUGGUUUGAACAAGAACCAGAACCUGCAUUACCAAAUUAUGAGGAUGAUGAAUAUAAAGAAAUGACUCAAGAAGAAAGACAAGAGAAAACAGAAGCAUAUACGAAACUUAUUGAUGAAAUUCGUCAACGAAAUCGACAGCGUGAACAAGAAGCUACUUUUACAGAAAUUUGGUAUACAUUUGUUGAUCCGUAUGCGACCGAUGUCGAUGAACGUGGCACUGACGAUGCACACAAAGCUGUCGGAAUAUUAACAAUUAAAAAUGGAAAAAGAAUUAUUGAUGAAUAUGAAUGGAAAUAUGAUAAUUGUAUCUUACCACCUGAUGAAGAACUUGUUAUUUAUGAAAUACAUGUUGGUGAUUUUUCUGGCGGAGAAAAUGAUCCACUUCUACGUGGACAAUUUAAAGAUGUUACGCGGAAAAUUGACUAUUUAAAACAACUCGGUGUUAAUGCGAUCGAACUUAUGCCAAUUAAAGAAUAUCCUGGUGAUUAA
Molecule: messenger RNA, 681 nt
Organism: Adineta steineri
Lineage: Eukaryota; Metazoa; Rotifera; Eurotatoria; Adinetida; Adinetidae
Source: the annotation of a GenBank genome assembly